Molecule: messenger RNA, 1593 nt
Organism: Zingiber officinale
Lineage: Eukaryota; Viridiplantae; Streptophyta; Magnoliopsida; Zingiberales; Zingiberaceae
Product: alcohol dehydrogenase-like 4
Exons: 10
Coding region: 82-1287 (401 amino acids)
Biological process (GO): formaldehyde catabolic process
Cellular component (GO): cytosol
Molecular function (GO): zinc ion binding; S-(hydroxymethyl)glutathione dehydrogenase [NAD(P)+] activity
Source: RefSeq, a predicted model, not a curated record
CAAAUUCUUUAUAUACAUAUGAAAAACCAAGUGUUUGACGAACAUAGUCGUCGGCUUUCCUACCCCGCCGCCGACUAAUAAAUGGCUUCUGAAUCUAAUGGCUUCUCCGCCGCCGCUGCCGCCGCCGCCGACAGAAAAAUCAUCACGUGCAAAGCCGCUGUUGUGUGGGCUCCUGGAGAACCUUUCGUGAUCCAGAAGGUUCAAGUCGAGCCUCCGCAGAAGCUCGAGGUUCGCAUCAAAAUUCUCUUUACUUCCAUCUGCCACACCGAUCUCAGCGCAUGGAAGGGCGAGAAUGAGUUGCAAAGAGUGUAUCCUCGAAUCCUUGGGCACGAAGCAGCGGGUGUGGUGGAGAGCGUGGGCGAAGGGGUGGAGGACCUGCGCUCCGGCGACCACGUCGUGCCAAUCUUCAACGGCGAGUGCGGAGACUGCACGCACUGCCGCAACCCCAACACCAACCUCUGCGCGCGCUACCGGGUGGACCCCUUCAAGAGCGUCAUGGUGGCCGACGGCGGCACGCGCUUCUCCGCUGUGGACGGCGCCUCCGGCGUCCGCCGCCCCGUGUACCACUUCCUCAACACAUCGACCUUCGCUGAGUUCACCGUGCUCGACGCCGCCUGCGUCGCCAAGAUCCCGCCGGCUGCGCCGCUCGAGCGCAUGUGCCUGCUCAGCUGCGGCAUCUCCACCGGAGUUGGUGCAGCAUGGAACACCGCUCAGGUCACCAGCGGCUCCACCGUCGCCGUGUUUGGACUCGGUGCCGUCGGCCUUGCGGUUGCUGAAGGAGCAAGGUACAGGAAAGCUUCCCAAAUUAUUGGCGUCGACAUCAACCCAGAUAAGUUUGUUUUAGGAAAGCAAAUGGGCAUCACGGACUUCGUCAACCCCAAAGAUCACGACAAGUCGGUACACGAGGUGAUAAGGGAGUUGACUGGAGGAGGCGUAGACUACAGCUUUGAGUGCGCCGGAAACCUUGACGCCCUGCGCGAGGCUUUCCUAUCGACCCAUGACGGAUGGGGUUUGACUGUGAUGCUGGGAAUCCAUCCCACCCCGAGAAUGCUCCCUUUUCACCCCAUGGAGCUCUUCGACGGCCGGAGGUUGGUCGCCAGUGUCUUCGGGGAUUUCAAGGGCAAGUCGCAGCUGCUUUCGUUUGCGGAGAAAUGCAUGCAUGGGAAUGGGGAAGAUAAGAUUAAUCUGGACGGGUUCAUCAGCCAUGAGCUGCCAUUUGAGGACAUAAACAAGGCAUUCGAGCUGCUGGAACAGGGAAAGGCUCUGAGGUGCAUGCUGCACUUGUGAUCGUCGCGUGAAAUUAUUUAUGUCAAAUGAAUAAUGUCUUUUCUUUUGCCUUCCUCUCCUAAACUUGUCGAUGUCUUCGACUUGAAUAAGGUGUUCAGUUCUUGAGAAAACGCUGUCGCAUAUGUUAAAACGCUGCCAGAAAUCAACCUUCAUUUACUUGAGAGCAAAAAGUAAUAAAGCGAACAAAUUACAUACGUAUCUCAUUGUUCUUGUAUUCUCUCAAAUAGAUAAAAAUUGUUAAAACUUGAGAGGUAAAAUAUUUUUUUAAAAAAAAAUAGAAAUUUGAAUUGGUCUUUUGAUAUCAAA